Messenger RNA from Heterobasidion irregulare TC 32-1, 1392 nucleotides. RefSeq lists its product as uncharacterized. The coding region runs from base 1 to 1392 and encodes 463 amino acids. The transcript has 7 exons. Gene Ontology annotation, molecular function: chromatin binding. The record is from RefSeq and is a predicted model, not a curated record. NCBI's taxonomy places the organism in Eukaryota, Fungi, Basidiomycota, Agaricomycetes, Russulales, Bondarzewiaceae.
AUGGACGGGGGAGAGGAGGAAGAGGGGAAUCGAUGGUCGCCGCGUGUGUUAUGGACGGAGGACUGCGGCCAUGCAAGCUGCCUAAUUGGGCCGCGGUUCUGCGACCCAGCCCACCCGCUCCCUCGUCCUCUCUGUCCUCAACACCACGACAACCCCGCCGUCGCCAUCGCCGUCGCCGUCGCGCGCCAACAACACAUCCCACAUCAUCCUCGCUCGCUCGCCAGUCCCAAGAUGCCGCGCGCGAAACCCCGCCUCACGCGCAAGAAGAAAUCCAAGGCUAAGCAGGCGGCGCGCGCAGACCCAGAGCUCGCCGCCCUCCCCACAGACGCAGAAUGGGAGUCCCUCACCAAGAAGAAAUACUGCGACGUCGGCAGCCCGCCCUUCCGCCUCCGCGUCGGCACCGACGUCCUCAUCCUCGGCCAGGGCAUGUCCACGACGUCCUCCCACUUCACCCACGAGCUCUGGGUCGGCCGCAUCCUCGAGCUCGCCCGCCGCCGGCCCCUCGCGCGCCCCGUGGACGACCCCGGGGUCUGGGCCAAGGUCCAGUGGUACUACUCCGGCGCCGACGUCGCCAACGACACCGACAUCGACCCCGCCAACAUCCUCGCGAGCUGCGGCCGCUACGAGCGCCUGCGCGCCGACGAAUCCGACUACGACUACGUCGCGCACACCUCCUUCAACGGCCCCGCGAAGGUCGUGGAGUACCACGAGGAAGACAUCGCGCAGCCCCCGAUCGCCGACGGCGAAUUCUACGUCCGCCGCGCCUACUCCCGCUUCUCCAAACGCGCAACCGUGACCAAAACUCAAAGACCUGGGCCUCCUGCACCCCCCGCCUGCAACACCGUCUACGACCCCGACGACGCCCGCCCCAUGCACUUCUGCCCCAAACCCGCCUGCCGCCGCUGGUUCCACCGCGACUGCCUCGAACACACCGCCGCGCACUCCGUCCACGUCUCCGUCGAAUCGCACGCCUUCAACCUCCUGCGCUCAGACCCAGACUCCGACGCCCCCUUCCCCCUCCCGCCGCCGCCGCCGCCGCCGCCGCCGCCGCCACCGCACGCCUCCUCUCCCUCACGCGCGCCCCCGCCGUGGACGCUCGCCGCGCUCCCCGCCAAACUACGCGAGGCCGCCGCGCAGCAGAUGCUCAAGGGCGUCCCGCCCUACGGCCUCGUCGGCAACGCGCAGCCCAUCGCCGCCGCCCGCCGCCUCGUCUACGCGUGCCUCCGCGCGCGCACGCCCGCGGAGCUCCGCGCGGCCGCCACCGCCCUCGACGGGUGGAUGGAGCGCAUGGACUGCACCGACGUCGAGGGCCUGCUCGCGGACGCCGACGGCGGGGGCCCCGGGCUUUACUUCGUGGCGCUUUUUUGUCCGCUGUGUGGAGGUGCGAUUUGA